Molecule: messenger RNA, 4464 nt
Organism: Cyphellophora europaea CBS 101466
Lineage: Eukaryota; Fungi; Ascomycota; Eurotiomycetes; Chaetothyriales; Cyphellophoraceae
Exons: 5
Coding region: 1-4464 (1487 amino acids)
Biological process (GO): negative regulation of transcription by RNA polymerase II
Cellular component (GO): Sin3-type complex; chromatin
Molecular function (GO): transcription corepressor activity
Source: RefSeq, a predicted model, not a curated record
AUGAAUCAAAGUCAUCAAGAUCCCUGGCGAGGGCCGGGUGGACCACCUCAACCCGACACGCAGGGUCAAGGUCGGCCCUUUGGAGGAUUUGGACCACCGAAUGGACCUUCUCAAGGACCACCUCAUGUUCUUCCUCCACCCUCCUCUUCGUAUCACCAACACCACCCUCAGCCCUCCUCAGGUCAUAACCUGUCGAUCGCCGACCUGACCCAAGGCUCUCAAGGACCACAACACCCCUACAACAGCCAGCCUCCACCACAGUCGCAGGGCCAUUCGCUGCCUCCUCUUGGUCACAGCUCCAUGAGCCAACACUCGCCCCAAUAUAUGAACCGUGAGCGAGAGUUGGCCGAUCGCCGAGAACGCGAAUAUCGCGAACAGGAAAUGCGCGAACGCGAGCGUGAUAUCAGAGAGCGUGAGAUGCAACAGCGUCACCACGAAGAAAUGAUGAUGAUGCGUGAGCGCGAGGCCAGGGAGCGCCAGGAGAGGAUGCAACGAGAGCAGGAGCAACGUCCUGUUCAAAGUCAUGCUGGCUCCAUCCCACUGCACCAGCCUGUUGCAAAUAAAGUGCAGAACUCCAUUCAUGGUCCAAAUGGGUUGCUUGCCAACAGUGCGCCGCAGCAAAAUGGCCCUUCCUCGACGGGGCCGGGCAGCAUUUUCGGCGCGCCUGCUCCUGAGCAGCAGAGGCCUCAAUUCAUGCAGCAGCCCCAGCAACCGGUUGGUGGACCUCCACCGCCUCAGCAGCCCGCUCCAGCUUUCUUGGGAGGUCCUUCGCCGAUGCCUGCUGCUGCUCAAUUGCCCCAUGGUCAGCAGCCAAUCCUGAACGAUGCAUUGAGCUACCUCGACCAAGUAAAGGUACGCUUCAGCGAUCAUCCAGAUGUAUACAACCGCUUCCUGGACAUCAUGAAGGAUUUCAAGAGCCAGGCGAUCGAUACGCCAGGCGUCAUUGAGCGUGUCUCAAACCUUUUUAACGGUCAUCCAGCGCUCAUUCAGGGUUUCAACACGUUUCUCCCCCCUGGCUACCGCAUUGAGUGUGGCACAGACGACAAUCCCGAUGCCAUCAGAGUGACGACUCCAAGCGGCACCAUGACUCAAUCACUCCAAGGUCGGCCGCGAGGCGGACCAUACGAGAGCUCCAACUUGAGUUCUCAAGCUCAACCAGGACUGAGCCGAGACAAUGCCUUCGAAGAUCGCCGAAGGGGCUGGAGUCAAGCACCUGAAGAUAGCUCGGCCAUACACCAGCAAGAGCAGCGAGGUGUAUCUUCGCUUCAGAACGCUGCGACUGCUGCCACCCAGAGAGGAGCGUUGCCUCUGUCACCGCCUCGAGAUUCAGCUAGUCAACAAGGUGCUGCCUUUGGCGGUGCUGCUGCCGCCGCCGCCGCCGAUUUAAAGCGAGGAGGGCCUGUUGAGUUCAACCACGCGAUAAGUUAUGUGAACAAAAUUAAGAAUCGCUUCGCACAGCAGCCCGAAAUCUACAAGCAAUUCCUCGAAAUCUUGCAAACUUACCAGCGAGAGUCGAAACCCAUUCAGGACGUAUACGCUCAAGUGACACAGCUAUUCCAUUCCGCGCCAGAUCUUCUUGAGGAUUUCAAACAGUUCCUGCCGGAAACUGCUGCUCAGGCGAAAGCCCAAGCGAGCGCCAGAAUCGCCAUGACCGAAGAAACCAGCAACGUCCGAGGCGAGCCUGGCUACGCCGCAGGCGGUCUGCCACAAGCUCAAACUCCCAGACCUGCUGCGAAGAUGCCUCCGAUGGGACAAUUCGACCCACCAAGCACAAGCAAGGACAACAAGAAGCGAAGAGGAGCGCCAAAUACUGGAGCUACGACUAGCUUGGAGUCAGGACUUGCUCAAAGUAGCCGUGGGGUGCCUGUGCAAGUCGGUAACGCGAAUAAACGACAAAAGAUUUCCAACCAGCGACAGCCGCAGACAGAGACUGUUGUCACCUCGCCGACACUCAUUCCCGCCUUGCCUGAGCCGCUUCCACCGUAUCCUCCCUAUGCCACAACAACCGAAGAACUCGGCUUCUUCGAUCGCGCCAAGAAACAGAUCAGCAACCGUGCAAGCUACGCUGAGUUCCUGAAACUCAUCAACCUAUUUUCACAAGACCUUAUCGACAAAUACACCCUGUCGGAUCGAGUCAUCUCCUUUAUUGGCAGCAAUCCAGAGCUCAUGUUGUGGUUCAGGGACUUUGUCGGCAUUCAAGAGCAGGACGAGAUAAUUGACGCCAAGGCUCGCAUCGAUCCUGGUCGAGUCAACCUGUCACAUUGCAGGGCACUUGGCCCUAGUUAUCGUCACUUGCCUAAGCGCGACCAGACUAAGACAUGCAAAGGCCGUGAUGGCAUGUGCUACGAAGUCCUCAACGAUGUCUGGGCUUCGCACCCUACUUGGGCGUCUGAAGAUUCCGGCUUCGUUGCUCAUCGCAAAAACCAGCACGAGGAGGCCCUUCAUCGUAUUGAGGAGGAGCGCCACGAUUACGAUUUCCACAUUGAGUCAUGCCAGCGCACUAUACAGCUGAUGGAGCCUAUUGUGCAGCAAUUCGCCGCUAUGUCAGAAAUGGAAAAGAGCAACUUCCAACUAGCACCUGGCUUUGGUGGUGCUAGCGAGUCGAUUCCAAAGCGCAUAAUCAUGAAGAUCUAUGGUCGCGAAACCGGAGGCAAAGUCCUUGCCGAAAUGUAUGCAAAGCCUCUCGCAGUCAUGCCAAUCGUACUGCAACGGCUCAAGCAGAAGCUUGAAGAGUGGAAAUCUACCCAGCGCGAGUGGGAGAAGGUUUGGCGUGACCAGAUCAACAAGCAGUUCUGGAAAAGUCUUGACCAUCAGGGCAUCAAUAUUCGUUCAACGGACAAGAAGGCCUUCCAGCAGAAGCAGCUUACUGGAGAAAUCCAGAACAAAUAUGAGGAGGACAAGAAGAACAGAGAGAACGGCAAUGCAACCAAGCGUCAUCAUCUCGAGUUCAAGUUCGACGAUGUUGACGUGAUUGUGGACGCGACCCGGCUGAUACUUAUCACCCUGGUUCACGAUCGAAAUGAUCGCAACGGCUUCAGUCAGAAUGACCAAGAACGAGUCAAGGCCUGGAUCUUGGAUUUCCUUCCAAAGUACUUUGGCCUGAACCCCGAGGAGUUCACCGACCAGGUUAAGGUUGAGGUCGCCGACAUUCCCGAAGACCAAGACGGCAACGAGAGUGAUGGUGUUGGCCCUCGCAAGAAUCGCAAAGGCGGUCUCAUUCGCCGGGUUUUCGACAAGCGCAACGGCAACAGUGACAGUGCCCCCAACAGCAAAGAGUCGACCCCUAUCCCCACAACUGAACACGACAUGGACGUUGAUGAGGAGAUACCGCAGUCUGAUUCCGAGGACAAGCCUAAAGCACCUUGGAUUAAUGUCACCUAUGGCGAUGUGCCCACUGACAAGGUAUCCCUCGAAGAGUCUUACUCGCACGAAACGUUCAACUUAUACGCAAACGUCAACAUCUACUGCUUCUUCCGCAUGUUCGAGACGUUGUACUCAAGGCUCCUCGCCGUCAAGAACAGUGAAGCUCAGGUAAUAGAGGCUGUCAAACGUCACCGCGGCACCAACGAUCGCAAGAAGCCAGCAAUUGAGCUUCGAAUGAUUGACAAGGGUCCGGAGUAUUUCUUCAACUCAAUUGUCGCCAAGGAACCUCAUCACUACUACCACGAAAUCCUUCAGAUGUGCGAAGAUGUGAUUCAAGGCAACAUGGAAUUGUCACACCUCGAAGAAACCCUGCGUCGUUAUUACAACAAGACCGGUUGGCAGCUGUACACGAUCGAUAAGCUGUUGAGCAGCCUGCUACGUUACGUCGCAAAUAUCCUUGGAGGAGAUGCCAAGGACAAGAGUAUUGAGAUUGCCAACCUCUUUUUCAAAGAUCGCGAGCGGCCUGACACAACCCGCCGCCAAGAAAUAGAGUACCGUAAACAUGUGGAGCGCCUUUCGAAGGACGGCGAGGUUUUCCGGAUAAGCUACACGCCGGAAAACAAGGUCUGCACAAUUCGUUACUUUCCCUCGGAAGACCCGACCUUUGACUCCGACGCCCUCACCGAUGACCAGCUUUGGCAGUACUACGUUGCUAGCUAUACAAUGUCGCAAGCAACUGAAGGAAUCGACAAAUCCAACAUGCAUAUGCCGUACCUCCGCCGAAAUGUGGCUCCUCAGUCUGCCAACAUUGACCACGCCUUCAACCAUGUCUUCGGCAACAUUACACAUUUUGAUAAUCAGACCGCCUUCAUUAGCCCCGACAAUUACAAGCUGCUGCUGAGCAACGACUACAUCUUCUGGAGACACGGACUGAGAACCAAGAAGGCAUACCAGCCAGGCAAGAUCAAUGAGAGCGACAAAUUCCGAGAGAGCUUCGUACGCAACACCAAAUGGAUGGAGAAUCAGAGCCAGGAGUAUGUCGAAGGUGUGAAAGCUGAGUACGAGCGCAACAUCAGAGAUGGGUUUCCCGCGAGCGCCUGA